Molecule: messenger RNA, 1751 nt
Organism: Physcomitrium patens
Lineage: Eukaryota; Viridiplantae; Streptophyta; Bryopsida; Funariales; Funariaceae
Product: dihydroceramide fatty acyl 2-hydroxylase FAH2
Biological process (GO): lipid biosynthetic process; fatty acid metabolic process
Cellular component (GO): membrane; endoplasmic reticulum
Molecular function (GO): iron ion binding; heme binding; fatty acid 2-hydroxylase activity
Source: RefSeq, a predicted model, not a curated record
CUGUAGCUUGGACUCAUAUUGCCGAGAACUUCGCCGAAGCUUGGUCGAAGUAGAAUGACACCUACAGUACAUAGCUUAACUGGCUCCAUCAACAUGCGCUCAACGUGCAUUCAAGGUUCGGCUAUACUGAACCGGAAGCUGUAGUCUAGAAUUGAACUAUCCAGGCUUUCAGCUCAGUGCAGGCUUCAGGCAGCAAGCGGUCAGUCUUGGUAAUAUUGUACGAAGAGCAGAUCUGAGGCAACACCUGGCCAUCCCCCAUGGAAUCAGAGAAAGCUGCUGAGCCUGCCAGCAAGCUAGACAAGAGAAAUGCAGUGUCGGGGGUGACAUUUCUGGAGAUCAAGAAUAAAAAUUUGGAAGACGAAACUGUGCUGACAAAUGAGGAGAUUAGCAAGCACAAGAACGAGAACGACGCUUGGGUUGUGGUUGACGGAAUUGUGUAUGACAUCUCCCAAUUUGUUCAGGCUCACCCUGGUGGUGCGGAGAAAAUUCUGAAGCAUUUGCAUUUGGAGGACGUGGGCAAGUUGAUGCGAGGUGAUGAGGUCGCCUCCUCGGAAUCUCACUCACACAGCAAACACGCCUUUCGUACGCUCCAGCAGUUUCGCAUUGGCCGUGUUAGUGAUUACAAUCGUGGUGAGGACAUGUCGGAGUCAACCAGGCCCAGAAGAGAGGAAAGAAAAUACGUUGUGGAUCUCGACAAGCCUCUGGUCUUUCAGGUGGGGAAACUGGGUGCCGAAUAUGAUCAAUGGGUGCACAAUCCCAUAGUGCAGAAAGAUCCUCCUCGGUUCUUCGAAAGCGAUGUCGCAGAGUUUUUUACAAAAACGGCGUGUUGGGCAAUACCAGCGGUGUGGGGACCAGUGGUGAUGUGUUUAGCCGUAGCCGCUCACAAGGAUGGACUUCAGCUGUCAGCUGCACCAUUCUUCAUGGCAUCUGGAGCGUUCGUGUGGACUCUUAUUGAGUAUAUAUUGCACCGAUACCUCUUUCACAUGAAAACAUCCGGUUAUUGGACAAAUACUUUGCAUUACUUCCUGCAUGGAUUCCAUCACAAGCACCCAAUGGACGGAACCCGUCUAGUGUUUCCACCCGUCAUAGCUGGCAUUAUUCUUGUCGCGAUCUGGUUUGUAACCGAGCCACUUGUGAUCUUCCUGGGGAGGCCUGCGAAGUUGAGCAUGUUCAGUGGCGGACUGCUUAUGUACAUUGCGUAUGAUCUCACGCACUAUUUUCUUCACUUCGGCACACCUACUAACGAAAUGUCACGCAAGCUGAAGAGGCUACACUUUGACCACCACUUUAAAGACCAAAGUACAAGUUUCGGAGUCACCACGCACUUCUGGGACAAAGUCUUUGACACGUUUCCCAGUUUCCAAACAAGGUUUUAGGUGCUGGAUCUUAACUAAUAAUCACCUUGCAGUCCUUUCCAUCGAUGGUUGAGUCCGGCAGAUCAGGAGACUCCGGGGUUCUGUUCGUUGUGCUCAAAUGCCACUUUAAAACUCCAACUACUACUAAGCAGAGAUUAGAAGUCAGAUUAAUGGCGCGCACCUUGGAAUGUCUGUGUACAAUGUUCUAUUUGGUAGCAGGAAAAUAGGAAAAGCACACAACUAGUUAGUUAUCCACCUGGGGUCAAGCUAGAAUGAAGGAAUUUUGUAUUGUAUAGCAAGAACUUAGAGUACGCAGCCUUUGUAAGGCAAUGAAUAGCUGUAAAUUUUGUAUGUUAAGAAUAAAUGACUCUAAGAAACAGAUAUUUACCAAAAGAA